Phyllostomus discolor (pale spear-nosed bat) is the source of this 2276-nucleotide messenger RNA. Its product is annotated as HLA class II histocompatibility antigen, DO beta chain-like. Gene Ontology annotation, cellular component: MHC class II protein complex. Gene Ontology annotation, molecular function: MHC class II protein complex binding. Lineage: Eukaryota; Metazoa; Chordata; Mammalia; Chiroptera; Phyllostomidae. Gene Ontology annotation, biological process: peptide antigen assembly with MHC class II protein complex; immunoglobulin production involved in immunoglobulin-mediated immune response; positive regulation of T cell activation. The record is from RefSeq and is a predicted model, not a curated record.
UUCUGAAGAGGUUGAUGGUUUUCCUGUCCCGUUUUUUCCUUCCAGAAUGGGUUCUGGGUGGGUUCCCUGGGUGGUAGCUCUGCCAGUGCAUCUAAUCAGGCUGGAUUCCUCUAUCACUCAAGGCAGAGGCUGUCCAGGUAUUAAAGUUAACAUACGGCCUGGUGCUGAACUGUGGAACAGUGGGCUGGAUAUAUUGGAGAGAAGGAGAGCUUCUGUAGUAGUGGGUGUGCUCUGCAGGCACAUGCAACCUGGGGCACCCUUCCCUGUGGGGAGAGAAGCACAACCAGAGGUGACAGUGUAUCUGGAAAUACCCCCAAUGCUGCGCCACCACAGAGUGCUGCUGUGCUCCGUGACAGGCUUCUAUCCAGGGUACAUCAGAAUCAGGUGGUCCUGGAAUGGGCAGGAAGAAAGAGGUGGCAGGUCCACUGGCCUUAUCAGGAAUGAAGACUGGAACUCUCACACAAUGGUGAUGCUGGAAAUGACUCCAGAACUGGGAGGUGUCUACACCUGCCUUGUUGAUCACGUCAGCCUGCUGAGCCCUGUUUCUGUGGAGUGGAGAGCCCAAUCUGAAUAUUCUUGGAGAAAGAUGCUAAGCAGAGUGGCAGCCUUCCUGCUUGGGCUGAUCUUCCUUCUAGUGGGUUGGAGAUCCAUCUGAGGGCUCAGAAAGAUAAUGAGUCCCUGGGGAGGACCCUGCCACCUGUCCUGUGGUUUCCUCACUUCCCAGUUUUCCUAACAUCAAAGGUGUGAGGCAGGGGAGGGUGACUGUACUUCUCAGGGACCUGUAGGACAGUCUUUUCUGAAGCCAAAACCAACAGGGGUGGGCAGAGUCAUGAUGCACAUCAUCUGCUGCCUUUCAAUUAAUCACAACAUUUAGUCUUCAUUGGGGCGUCAUGUUUCUUCCCUCACUUUCAUUCCAAGAUAAUGUGGAUGCUCAGCUGUCUGUGUAAUUUCUUCCUGGUCUUUCAGAUGGUUCUCUUAGUCCUUUGGCCAGAGUGGGACGUCGUGAGGAAGAGAUGUAAGGUGGCUUUGGCUGGGAGGCACCACCUGCUGAGUCCCUGGAAUGUGAAGGUGGGGGUCACUCAUGAGACUUUUAUCACUGUCCCUGAAGGUCUCAGGAGCUGUUCUUCCACCACAGAAACACCAGGGUCCUAAUUGAAGCUUCGCCCCUGAAGCCUGAAGUAGCACUGAGUGGCGUGGGCCAAAUAAAGGGCACUCAUGAGGUCAGUGUUCUGGAAUGAGCCUUUUCUGUGAGGCCUUGGAGGAGUCCUGAACUGUUUCUAGAUUUUUGGGUUCUGAGAUCAUGCAUCUGUCAUCCUUCUGCCCUUCUUCUUCCUACUAGUAUAUGUCAUGCGUCCCUGUUUCCAGGACAGUGUCCAGAAACCUGCUCAGACCUGACUCCUUCCAGUCCCAAACCAUUUCCUUUUCUGUGGUCCAGCCCUAACCCCGUAAGUGGUCAUUCCCCAGUCUCCCUCUUCCAGCUGCAGUCUCCACAGUCUACAAAGACAAAUGCUCAGACGGUCAGUUUUCUUUUCCCUCUUAAAAAAGUUUUAAAAUGUAAAAUAAAAUUGAGAUACAGAUAACAGCACAAAUAUAUGAUUUACUAAAUCGUUUAAGACAAAACCCAUGUAAUGCCCACUCAGGUCAGGUAACAGAACUUUACCAGCCACCGCAGCCUGUGCGCUGCAGGCUGAUCAAAGGCCCUUCCUCCUGUGGAUGGUAGUCGUAUCCUGACCAUGAUGGGAACCAGUUUUAGAUAUUUCUUUAGCUGUCCUCUAUGUCUCUUAUACUUCACAGGUUUCUCCUCCAUGCCUUUCUUUUCCUAAUGAUUAAUAUGUAGGAAAGCCUGAGCCAUUUGACUUGUAGAGUUUUCCGUAGUCUGGAUUUUGCUGAUGACAGAUACCAGGGACAGUUUAACACAUUCCCCGCUCCCUCUGCAAGCCAGCACCUGGAUGCAGAGGCAGGAUCAGGCUUAGCUUGGGCUCCUUUAGAAAGUCUGUAGGGGGUGGUGUGGGUUUUGCCACUAGGAACACAAUGUUUGCUUGUCUGUCUUUUUGUGACGUUAGGAAUCACUGGUGCUUAUUGCUGAGGUCCCUCGAUUCACUGGGGAUUGCAGGUUGGGGGUAUUCUAAUCUAUCCUUCCUUCAUUUAUAUGCUUUAUUGCAGCAUCUAAAUAAUGUUUCUGUAUUUUCAUGUAACAUUGGUAUUAAAAAGUCUGAUGAUAAUCUAAUUAUUAAGUCAUUCUUUUUGCUGGGAUGCCCUGGUGAUAUUUUCUUUUU